GCAAAAGUAGGAAAAAUGAGAAAAGAAAACUCCAAGAAGUGAGCGAAGGUUGCAGUAGACGAGAGAACAAAAAGCACUAUUUUGCUCGAUCUGUCCCAGCUCAACGUGAAGUACAGUGGAGUAGUCGAAGAAGAGGAAGAGAUAGGAACUUGAGGGAGAGGAGUAAAGGUUAAAGCUUUCUGCUUCUGCCCGAAUCAAGCCGGCUCCCGCUGCUCCAAGGUCGGCACCAACCUCCCGUUCUCUUUCUGCUUCGCCGUCGACCUUUCCGUUAUGAUUGGCAUCUCUUCUCCGUCGCUCUCUGUUUUAUUGAUCCGUCUUGCUUGGAUUCGUCGCGGGUCUGGUGCGAUCCGCUUUGCUAAAUUGCGAGUUCCUAGAUCGCAGAUCGGAGAGAGGAUUGAGCAACGGAAACAUUGAAAGUUAGAUGUUUCCAUAUGGUUCUGUAUUCUAAUUAUUUCCCUUUGUUUUGGGUUGUCGUUAGAAAUCUGUUUUCAAGAUUGCAUCUUUGGCGCGGAGGCUUACUUUUCCAGUUUUCCUGAGGGUAUUGGUCGUGGAAAAUGACAUUUGUGCUUUCUUUGCUGUCUCUGAAUAGUUUGGAAUUAUGUGAAGCUCUGGUUGCAAGUAAGAGAAGGUUCAAAUCCUAGUCCUUAUUCAAAUCUAGAUAGAUUUAAGAGCUGUCGACGAGGGUUUGAUCUACUCGACUUGGUUCUUAUUCUAAGGAACCUUUUGAAGAUGCCGCAGCCUCCAAUGCUGCAGCCGCAGAUACCGCUGAUGGCAGCACCAGUGCCGAGGCAUUCGAGUAAUCUUGGUGACCUGAAAUCGCAGAUAUUCAAGCGGCUUGGUCAGGAGCAGGCGCAACAGUACUUCAGCUAUUUGAAUCAUUUUCUGUUACAAAAGCUGAGCAAGCGAGAGUUUAACAAGCUUUGCAUUUUGACACUUGGCCAUGAGAAUAUACCUUUGCACAAUCAGUUAAUUCGUUUGAUCUUUCACAAUGCCUGUCAUGCCAAAGAACGUAGUUAUGAUAAGUUCCCACAAAUUUUGUUAAUGAAGAAAUCAUCUCAAGUAGAUGAUAUACUUGCUUUUUCACAAGAUCCAAAUGCAAAGCAGCAAACUGCGUUUGAUUGUGAUAUGUUGCAGAAACUGCCCCACAAGAUCAGUCAUGGAACCGAAAAUUAUUGGAUCAAAGAUCACUCCAGUAACCUUGGACAAAAUGGGAUGGUGGAAAUCUCGGAUGUCGCGGUUUUCAGUGAGAAUGGCGAUUCAAAAGGAUCAAUGCAGAAGCAAUAUUGUGGGGCUUAUGAGCUUCCACCAAAGAGAGCAAGAAUCCAACAAACAUCUCUAAGGAAACAGGUUUCCUUAGACAGGAAGUUUAUUGCUGGAGUAGUUCCCUUGGUACAUAAACAUGGCAAGAACUACAGAAUUGAUAUGGAUUUUUUUAAGGCGCCAAUUCAAGCUCCACUUGGAAUUCAUUUAUGUUCAGAAAGGAUUGGUGGGGCUAAAAGGUCACGGUUUUCAUCAGGUAGUGGUACAUGUAAUAGCUUUUGUAGUAGUUAUGAUUAUAGUGCACUGUAUCCAACUGAGGCAUUGAAGAAGAGAAUUGAGAAAAUAACUCAGGCACAGGGCUUGGAACGAGUCACACUGGACUGUGCCAACUUGUUGAAUAUGGCAUUGGAUGCAUAUUUGAAGCGGCUGAUUAGGUCAUGCGUUGAGCUAGUAGGAGAAAGAAAUAGUCAUUUACCUGUAAAGCAGCAAAUUCACAAUCUGCCUCCUCAUUCAAUGUCUUAUUCUAGUGGUCGGGUAGGAAAUAACACCCAAGUACAAGGUAGCAUUGGGGCUUCAGAAGGCAAACAUGUGUUGAAUAUGCUGGACUUUAAGGUAGUGAUGGAGCUAAACCCACAACUACUUGGGGAGGAUUGGCCCUUGCUCCUUGAGAAAUUUUGUCUUCAUUAAUUUGAGUAGAAGGAAUGCAUAUAUAUUCUGUGUUCUGCCAAAGUAUUUACUUCUGGUUGUGCUCAACUGCUAGGACAGUCUAUCCGGGACUGUAAUUUUCCAAUUCAAGCUACUCAGUUAAAAUCUAUGCCUUGUAGCUAGGCUUCAUGGGGAUCUGACAAGAAGAAUUCUGCAAGAUCCUUCUAUGGAGAACUUGAAAUAAUAACACAUUCUUUAUGCAGCCUGUUCCAAGGGAUGGAUCUCUGAUUGGCUUAUUUUUUUAGUUCAUCAUCCUUGAUGUCAUAACCUUUUGACAGUAGCACAAACAAGGUAUCCAGUUCAUAUAAUAAACAUCAUUGAAAACUCUGAAGAGGGUUCUGCUGUAACAUCUUUUUUUUCUGAAUUUUAUACAAUCAUUUUUUGUAAGCUUACUAGCUCAAAAAUAUUUUAUUAUCAAAUUGGUUAUUAUUAUUUUUUUUUUCAAAUUUUGAAUUAUCAUUUGAUUGAUUCUGGAUUUAUCACUCUAGUCCUGAGUUUGAUGGUUAAUUCCCAUGUUCAUGUGCAUUUCUUAUGGUAGUUAUUUAUUGUAGUUAUGUGAGCAUAAUCACCAUUUGCUAAUAGAACUUUUCUUGAUUACUUCAAAUUUUCAUUACUUAUGUUCUUGUUGCUUCAAUAUAAGUUGCUGUCACUGAAUUAAGUUGCAACUGUGGUUUGAGUAACUGUUUCAUAUCUUGCUAAUACAAAGAAAAAGUUUAUUCAGCUGGUCAUAUCACUCCUGGAAAAGCAAAUAAUUUUGCUGCAGCACCAGUAAAUUGAUGUUUCCAAGGGAAGUCCUUUUAAUAAGCUCCCAUCAGCUACAAUUUUCUUUCUGAUACAUGCUAUAUGACACUUUCUUAUGCUACCAAAUUGAUGUUUCCAAGGGAAGUCCUUUUAAUAAGCUCCCAUCAGCUACAAUUUUCUUUCUGAUACAUGCUAUAUGACACUUUCUUAUGCUACCAAAUAGUAUCAUAGAUUUUACUAGCUAAGUUCUCGAUUUCUCAUUACAGUAGGAACCGAUCCAGAGUCAACUUCAACAACAUCUGACCUCUUGCAAUUUGAUUCUCUAUGUGCUGCAAGGUUCUCUUUGUCUAUCCAACAAGCUUAGAUAGCUUAUUUAGGUUAAGUCAGGCACUCUACUUUUGUUUGUAUGGAAACCUUUAGUGUUUUAAUAUAUAGCAAUUUAGUAAUUCAGGUUUCAUGUUUGAACACAAUGCAAAUCUUAAAAGAGUGUCAAUCUUCUUUCUGUUCACCUCCACUUCGCAAUAGCUGACUUACCUAGAGCAAUGAUCUCUUCGAUAAAUCUUAACUAACUAAAUAGAUUAAGCUUCUUUUGCAUGCUAUGUAAAAUCUUGUCUUUAUCCAUUCACCCAAGUUUUGCUGUGGUUUGUUAGCAUAUGCAUUAUCACUGGAGAAUGCCAUCAGUUUACAAAUUAAGAGGUGUGACUCAGAAAUUCUUCCAACUUUAUAUUGGUUGAUUUCUACAAACCAUCUCUUGAAUCUCAAAGUAUACAGCUUGGAGUCUAUCCUUCUCAGUUCUUACUCCCUUUAGGCUUUAACAUGUCUACUUUCGAUACUCGUUCUUCCUUCUAAUCCUUCUUUUUGUUGCUGCUAAGCUCCCCAGUUAGGUUUUAUAUACUUGUACACUAUAUAGUUACUACUUAUAAGAUCUAAAAAUUUCAUUAAAAAAAAGGAAACUGGAAAGCUGACCCAUACAAAAGAACCAACUAAAAAAUUUUGGGUUUUAAGAUUUUUGAUAUAAUUAGGUCUGAUUCAAGUUCAGGGAUCUUUGAAUACCCAUAUGAAAUCAGUUGUUGGAUAUUCUUAAAACCUGACUCGAGUCGUCAUGCCCUCCCUUACACUUAGAGAUAAUGUAUCUCAUGGUUUUCACUGCAAAGAAAUGUCUAAAAUUAAUACCUUCACCUGAUUAUUUGCGUACUGUUUUCAGAUACAGUUGCCAUUGCCCUCUAAUAUGAAUGCUAGGAAGAUGAAGCACAAAGGUUGUGACAAAUGUGAGUCUUUUAUCCUUCUGACAUGCACGGUCAAAUUAGGAUAAUGGCAAUCUUUCUGUUGGUCCAGAUGUGAAAUCAGAAGAAAAGGGGAAUGAACCAGUUGGGUGAUAGGAAAGGGGAUUCCACGGUGUAGAAUUGUGUGCAUCUUGGAAAGAUCCUUAUUUCAUUUAGGCAGAGUUAAAAGUGGUUAAUAAUAUUGGGAUUGAUCUGGCAACAGAAUCUUUUGGACAUUGUUUUUGGUUGUUGUUUCGAUUGUGAUGAGUUACCUAUCCAAUAUGCUUUUCCACCAUGGAUAGCUACUCUGAAAGUGCAAACAAGUUUUUUUCAUUCACCAUGUCCAUUAACAUUGUUUCUCAAUUUUAGGUGCUAUUACACAGUUUUGUAGCUUAAACAGCAUAAUUGGUCUUCUUACAACUACGCAGGAUUUCCAGAUUUAUGUAUAGCAUUGUUUGAUUGAUUCUUUUUUAUGCUAACUGUUCUAUAUACUUAUGCUGACAUCAUAAAAUUCCACUUCUAUAUUUUCUGAAAAGCUUAUUUUCCAUUCGAUGUAAAAUAUCUGCUUCGAUCUAACAUGUUUCUUCUAUUAACAUGUUAAUUUUCUCUGAAAUCAUGUUUUGUUUCUUUAAGAUUCAUUUCUUGCAGUUUCAUGGGACUAGUUAGAGUAAGUAUCUGCAGCAGUGUUUAAUUAGGUCAUUUAGUUGCUAAAUGUUUAUGUACGACAUCUGAUAAAAUACCAUUUUAUUCUGUUGGAAAAGCUGUUUCUAUUCAAUGCUCCAUGUCUGCUUGUAUUUAACAUGUUGCAAUUAUGAACAAGUUUGUAAACUAUUUAUAUGUUCUCUUUCCUCGAAACUUUUUUUUCCUUUUUCCUAGAUUCAUUUCUUGGCCUUUUUUUUGUGAUAAAAUGGUGUAACUGAAACAUUAUACCAUGAUAGAUUAUUUUUCUUGACCUGCUAAUGCUUCCUGCAUUCAAAUAAUCAGGAGGUAUAUGUAUUUUCCUUGUUUUAUUUCCCAUUGAAGUUUGUCUUGAAAGUUAGGUCUUGACGGAGAAUUUGCUCUCCAUCAAUCUGCAGUUUGGUGGAUAACUCUUAAUGCUCCAAUGAGACUUUCUCAUCAGAAAGCCUCCAUUGGUGCAUCCAGCUCUUUGAUGUAACAACAAAUACCACUCUUUGGCUUCCACCAGCCACUUAACCAACAAUGAGCAGAAGGUAGGCCUGACCACCAUCCGCCAUUCAAUAUGGCAGCACAUGAAGAGUAGUCAAAAUGAACUAACCUACAAAUGCAAAUUUUGUCAAAUUCAUCAAGCAUCGUACUUGAGGCAAUUUCAUCACCAGCUAGCGUCAACCCAGUGUAUAUUCACAACCUCUUAAGCAAAUUACUUUUGUUUAAUUUUGCUUCUUUAAUUUAAUUACUUGUUCACAAGAAAAACCUUUCAUGUUAUCUUAGCUCAAAUAAUCAUAUUAGCUCUCUUAGCUGCAUCACAGUUGAACAAUAUCAUUUUGUGCUCUAUUUUUCAGUAAAAGUAUUCUUAUAAUUUCUUUAAUUUUUAUUAAUAUUUCGUCUAUAUUAAAUAUCAUGAGGAAAUAAUAAUACCAAUAAAAUUAGAAGGUUGGUUAGCUUUAAUUAGAUGAUAUAAUUAGUCACUAUUCCAAAGGUUAGUAGCCGUCCGUAAUUUACCUUCUCCGUGUUGGCCCUGGGAUGGGUUGGCGGGGGCGUUGGGGGGCGAGCGUAUUCGUCUUUUGCCACCAGAAGGUUUGUUAGAAAGAGUCUUCACAAGUUACACCACCACUGGUGUCAAAGCUAACAAGAACAUCACGUACCCCUAAUGCACAUUUUGAAUCACAAUUGAGCAAUAGUCUUAGAAAAACUUCAUGUAAAUUCUCUAGACAUUAUAACAAAAUUACGGGGCCAAUAUUAUAGAAGACUUAAUAAUUUUGAGGAGAUCAGAAAGCAUAUUGUUGGACCCAAAGUUCCUAGAUUUAAUGGUAAACUAGAUCCAUAGUCUAUCAAGUAUACAGAAGACUCAUUUGACUGUAUGACAUAGCUCAAUUUGAGAAAUUUAUGCUUGUAGGAACAGUUUGAGAAUUUUAACGAGGUCUGCAAUACAACUUAGAAGCAUGCAUUAGCCUUAGAUGAACCAUAUGGGUCGACAUUAUCCAUAAUACUAAUUGUUUAGUAAGAAAAUGGUCCAAAGUAGGAGAAUGUGCAAAUAAAAAUAAAUCAACUCAUCAGAGAACCAGACCAAAUGAUAACAUUUUAUUUAAUUUAAAAUGAGCUACUUUGUCUGAGUGUUUUAGGCUUGGUAGAAUUGUCUACUUUUUCAAAGAAAAACGCAUAUGAAAAGAAAAAAAAGAUAAAAUAUGGCAGAGAGUUUGAGAAAUGUGAUAUGGAUAUCAAAAAAUUAGUUAUUUUUACUAAUAGUUGUAUAAUCUAAUAAUCAACAAGUUAAACUUGAAAGAACUUUUAUGGUUAGAUAUAUGUAAUAAUAUCAUCAGAAAUUAUAAUAGCCUGAGAUAGUGUGACACAUGCUAACUAUUUAUUUCCUCGGCAAGUUGUGACUACUUGAAGCAGAUGAUAAGUCGGCUCCUGCUACUGGCGAAAGUAUGGUUGUGGAUGGUUUUCAUGUUGUAUCCCAACAUCAGGAGAUGCUGCCGCCAUUUCUCGUAACUUGAAGGUAUGAUGUUUUCAUAGCCGGAGACGAGCUGCUAUUUCUUGAAACUUGCAGAUAUCUCUCGUUGCCGUUUUACAUUCCAUUCGGACAGUGUGGGCGGCUCAUUCUGGCGUGACUUUGGGUCGUGGAGGACUGUUGCGUGAUGUCUCCCCUGUCAAGGCGACCAUCGCUACAGCACACAACAAUGUAGAGAGCCGUAGAGGCAAGAACAGAUAGAGGAGAGUGUUCAAAACGGCACGUUUGUGAAAGCGGUCUCCCCUUUCAAAAUGAUGUCAACUUUACUUUAGAUAACAGUUUGUUGUCAGCAACAUAAAUGCUUAUUAUGUCUAAGUUAUCGCACACCUUUUACACUCGUAAUGUUUUGUAGCUUAACAUUUAUUGACUAAAUCCCAAUAGCUAAUUUUUUGUUGGAUUUUA
Molecule: messenger RNA, 7059 nt
Organism: Zingiber officinale
Lineage: Eukaryota; Viridiplantae; Streptophyta; Magnoliopsida; Zingiberales; Zingiberaceae
Exons: 3
Coding region: 730-1947 (405 amino acids)
Biological process (GO): regulation of transcription by RNA polymerase II
Cellular component (GO): SAGA complex
Molecular function (GO): transcription coactivator activity
Source: RefSeq, a predicted model, not a curated record